UCCGAACCCCAAAGAGAAAACACAGCCACUGCCACUGCUUCUCUCUCUGUCUCUCUCUCACUCUCUCUCUAGAUUCUCUCUCUCUGGUGUUGGAAUUGGCUUUCCCAGGUUGUUCUUCUUCUGAGUGAUGGGUAUGCCCUGCCGCUGUUCCCACACUUCCCACAUCACCGAGAUAAUCAUCACCAGCUUCUUCCGCCACAAGUCUUAGAUCUUUAACCUCAAUUCAGCUUCUUUAACCUACUUUCAUGGCUCCUUAAGAACUUGGUCGGAGUAAGCUUGGUGACAUGGCUGGUGGGAGGCUCUUUAGCGCUGUUCCUUCAAACGCUUCCAAUAUCUCUCUUUUGCUACACAAUCAAACUCCUCCUCCCACUUCUGAUUCUCUUUUCCUUUCUACCCCUCCUUCUUUCCUCGGUUCAAGAUCGAUGGUGAGUUUUGAAGAUGUUAAAGGAGGGAAGGGGUGUAACAGGUCGUUCUUUGGCGCAUUUGAUGUGGACGAAAACGGGGAUGAUGGUAUGGACGAAUACUUUCAUCAACCGGAGAAGAAGCGGCGUCUCUCUGCGGACCAAGUUCAGUUUCUUGAGAAAAGCUUCGAGGAGGAAAACAAGCUCGAACCCGAGAGAAAAACUAAGCUAGCCAAGGACCUUGGUUUGCAGCCACGACAAGUUGCUAUUUGGUUCCAGAAUCGUCGAGCAAGGUGGAAGACAAAACAGCUUGAAAAAGAUUAUGAGUCUCUGCAUGCUAGCUUCGAGACUCUUAAGGCCAGUUAUGAUAACCUCCUCAAGGAGAAAGACAAGUUAAAAGCUGAGGUGACAAGCCUCACGGAAAAGGUGCUUGCAAGAGAGACACGAGAGGGGGGAUUUAAGCAAGGUGAGAGUGAAACAAAGGGGUUGCAAGAACAACCCGAAAAACCUUUGCUUGAUUCAGUUUCAGAGGGUGAGGGAUCCAAAGUCUCAGUUGGGGGUUGUAAACAGGAAGAUAUUAGUUCAGCAAGGAGUGACAUUUUGGAUUCUGAUAGCCCACAUUACACUGAUGGAGUUCACUCUGCACUGCUAGAGGCAGGUGAUUCUUCUUAUGUGUUUGAGCCUGAUCAAUCAGACUUAUCACAAGAUGAAGAAGACAACUUCAGCCAGAGCCUGUUGCCUCCAUAUAUCUUUCCUAAGCUUGAAGAUGUGGACUACACCGACCCACCUGAAAGUUGUAAUUUUGGAUUAACGGAGGAAGAUCAUGCCAUUUGGACUUGGGCAUUCUAAGUUUUCUUCCCCCAUUCAUCUGUGUUUUAUGUGUCUAGUAUUUGCACUUUUUGUAAAAUGGGUGACCGGUUAACUAAUAAGUCAGAGCAAUGGCACCCUACCCAAAAUGGAUAUGCUAUAUAUCUACUCUAUUUAUCAUGGCUUUAUUAGGAUAGAAAAUGGUGGUGCUUUUCCCCCCAUUUGUUACUUGUAAUGAAACUGUUAGUUCCAAUGUAAUUAAAUAAUGUCUUCUUGAGAAUGUAACUCUGGAUUUAAUUUCUGAGGAAAUUCAAAUUGGAAAGUUGAUGAAAUUGGAAAUAAAGAUAAGCCAUAUAUAGCUUGACAUGGAAGGCCAAUUAGAGUGGCACAGAUUGAGGCCUAGUAGUUUUGAUUUGUAAGUAGCCCCUGCAUGACGAAGUUGACCUGCCAUGGUUGAAUUACUUUCCUUACCAGGUUCAGAACAAUGAGAGGAUUUAAGCUGUGACAAAAGGGGUGUCGCUUUCGUUAUGAAUUGGCCCCAAAAAUGACCCUCGUGUCUCUCUCUCUCUCCAGGGGACGAGGAUCACGGAUUUCUGUUCUCAUUUAUUUGCUCGAUUCCUAAAAAACUUCCCAAGAGUGAUGAUAUCAUGAGGAUUUCGCAGAACCUUCUGUACAUUUCUUUGAGCCAAUGGGAUAUAUAUAUAUUAAGUUAUUGCCCUUGUGGAAAUUUCGGUGCAUACUCGGAGGAAUAAGCAAUUUAUGUAAUUUCAUCCCUAACAACUUUUUUCAACUCCUGGAAAUAAUCACAUCUUUUGAAACGGUAGUAAAUAAUUACUAAACCAGGUCGCCAACUCAUUUUGAGGUUUGAAAAUUUUAUAAUAUGGACAUUUAUCUAUUAUUGUUUUUGAAAUUUAUAAUAAAUGUGGUUCAUAUAUGUU
Messenger RNA from Abrus precatorius (Indian licorice), 2146 nucleotides. Its product is annotated as homeobox-leucine zipper protein HAT5-like. Gene Ontology annotation, cellular component: nucleus. The transcript is spliced from 3 exons. The coding region runs from base 285 to 1250 and encodes 321 amino acids. Gene Ontology annotation, molecular function: sequence-specific DNA binding; DNA-binding transcription factor activity, RNA polymerase II-specific. Lineage: Eukaryota; Viridiplantae; Streptophyta; Magnoliopsida; Fabales; Fabaceae. Gene Ontology annotation, biological process: positive regulation of DNA-templated transcription. The record is from RefSeq and is a predicted model, not a curated record.